Molecule: messenger RNA, 1628 nt
Organism: Phragmites australis (common reed)
Lineage: Eukaryota; Viridiplantae; Streptophyta; Magnoliopsida; Poales; Poaceae
Exons: 4
Coding region: 180-1283 (367 amino acids)
Source: RefSeq, a predicted model, not a curated record
UAUUCUCCCCAAUCCCGAUGCACCCACCACGAUCAUGGACGCAUCCGACAUGAAGAAUUCUUUCACCUCCAAAGCACAGCUCUCCUCGAUCGGCCAGCUUUCCUUUCCCCUCCCGCUAGAUCUCCUCCCUGCUCGACCAAAGCCUUUCUUUUGCUUUUCCCCGUGCAUUGCUUUGCAAUAUGUUCAUGCUACCCACCCCCUCUUGCGUCCUCCUGCAACGCAAAGCUCCAAUCCUCACCUCCCAAGUUUCCUCUUAUUCCUUCUCCCUUUCUCUCCCUCCCCCGUUGUGGAAGAAACCAGUGAUUCGGCGUGCUUGCGUCAUGUUAUAUAUAUGCAGCGGACGCAGGGAAAGCAAGGCCCUACUUUACACCUCCUCGUCCAGUAGCUGUCGAUCGCCGCGGCCUUGUUUUGUUUGGAUUUUGGAGGGAGGGAGGGAGAGCAGAGCGAGGUUGAGACCGGGAGAGAUGGGUCUUAGGCCGUUGAAUCGCUUGGGCUUCCUUCUUGUUCUUGUUGUCUGCUGCGGUGGUGGAACAGAGCAGAGGAGAGCAGAAGCAGCCGAUGGGACGAGCAGUCACAGGAUGCUGACCACCGUCUCGGUGUCCAAGCCGUCCUACCCCACGGUCACCACGCCCAUGUCCGCCUACGUCGACCCGAGAACGGCGCCGGGAAGACCGCCGUCCACGUUCCCGUCGUUGGCAGCCGCGAACGGCGGCGGGGGUGGCGGGACUUGGUGCGUGGCGAGCCAGAGCGCGAACCCGACCUCGCUGCAGGUCGCGCUGGACUACGCCUGCGGCUACGGCGCGGACUGCUCGGCGAUCCAACCCGGUGGGAGCUGCUUCGAUCCUGACACCGUCCACGACCACGCGUCCUACGCCUUCAACAGCUACUACCAGAAGAACCCCAUCCCCACCAGCUGCGACUUCGGCGGCACCGCCACCCUCACCACCACUGAUCCCAGUUCAGGGUCGUGCAAAUACCAAGCGUCAAGCGGUGGCGCUCAAGGGCUGAACACGACUGCCCCGCCAUCCCCGACGACCCUGACGCCGACCGUCCCGAUGACCCCGACGCCGACCAUGCCGGACACUACCCCGACCACCGGAACUCCCGUCUACGGAUCCAUGGCUCCUCCCGACUACGGCUCAAUGUCCCCUCCCGACUCUGGGUCAACGUCGCCCCCGGACUAUAACGACGUCGGCGCCGCGGCGACGACGGGGCACGGCAGCGCGGCGCUGGCGUUCCUUUGCGUCCUAUUCGCGACGAUAUCCCUGCACAUCUCCAAAUGAGGGCGCACUCAUCUAAAGAUGGCAAUCCUGCGCAACAGUUUCAGUUCAGAAGUUACAUGGCGCGCCCCCGUACGUGGUGGCUGAACGACUCAAAGUUGCGUUGGACCAGGGACCUCCGUGCUGGCUGCCCGGCGCCCGGGAGACCAGAGCUGCAACCCUGUUUAGUGUUGUCAGAAGCGUGGCGAUGCAGCUUCUAGCAUCGCCCCAGUUCUAGCGGGAGCAUCAGAUGUUCAUAUCGGCGAUUCUACUAUGUACUUAGGAAUGUACGAUAAAUUCUCUUUCCUUACCCAAGGGCAUUUGCUCAUGAAUGCUGAAUAAUAACGUCAAUCGAAACAGAACCGACAG